AUGACCACAAAGAUGCCGACGACCUCUUCUUCGCACCACCGUCGUUACCGAACCAGUGGUGCUGGUGCUGCCGUAGCUGUUGACGCCCCUGUUCUCGUGCGUCAGCAUGCGGCGACGUCUGCGACACUUCAGUCGCGUUUUGUUACCACCACUCUGGCCUUCCUUGCAGCUGUGCUGCUCUUCUCCGCACCUACACAUGCCGUGGACACCACGCCGCCCACCGCCGUCGCCCAGGACAUCACCAUCACCCUGGCCGCCGACGGCACGUACACGCUCGACCCAGCGAACCUCGACGGCGGCAGCUCAGACGACACCACCACGGCCGGCAACCUUCUCUUCUCCGCCUCACAGACCAGCUUCUCCUGCUCUGACGUUGGACCCGUGAGCGUCACGCUCACCGUGGAGGACGAGGCCGGCAACAACGCCACGGACACCGCCACCGUCACCGUGCAGGAUGACACGGCGCCGAGCAUCACCCCUCAGUCGCCAGGGACAAAGUCCCUCAACAGCUUUGGGCAGGUGAUCCUCUCCCCGAGCGCCCUGGCAUCGGCCACCACCGAUGCGUGCGGCAUCUUCUCCAGGAGCGUCCAGCCAAACGUCUUCUACUGCACCGAUAUCGGCGCAAACGACGUCACGCUCAUCGUCCUGGACAGCAACUUCAACGCCGCCACGUCCUCAGACUCUGUCACCAUCGCCGACACCAGCGCCCCCACCGUCACAGCCGUGGCGGACUUCUCCCUCGCGCUCAACGUCUCCGGCCUGGCCUCCAUCGACGCUGCGCAGGUGACAGACACGGCGACAGACAACUGCGAGAACGUCACCCUCUCCAUUGACGUGGCCAGCUUCUCCUGCACAGACGUCGGCACCCCAGUCACCGUCACCCUCACGGGCACGGACGACUCAGCCAACACGGACACCGACAUGGUUGUCAUCACCGUCGUCGAUGACACGGGGCCCACCUUCACCCUCACCGACGCCGUCACCGCCACGCUAAACACGUCGGGCUUGUAUUCGCUCGACCUCGACGCCCUGGCGGUCGGCCUCGACGACAACUGCGGCGUUGGCGGCGUGAGCCUCUCCGCGUCCCAGCAGACGUUCGCCUGCAGCGACGCGGGCUCCUCCUUCAACAUCUCCAUCACCGCCUCCGAUGGCUCCGCCUCCACCACAAAGUACACCAACGUCACCGUCGUGGACACCGAGGUGCCCUCCAUCACCCCGCAGGCGCCCUUCAACGUGGCCCUCAACGACUCGGGGCUCGCCACCAUCACAGACGCGGAUGUGGUCAGCAGCAGCAGCGACAACUGCGCCGUCGCCACCACCACCCUCUCCCGCACAGCCUUCUCCUGCUCCGACAUUGGCACCACGUACAACAUCACCGCCGUGGUCACCGAUGCCUCGGCCAACCAGGCCUCUGUGGAUGUCGAGGCAACGGUCGUCGACAACAUUGCCCCGCUGCUCUUCGCCGUCUCCUCCCUCGACGUCACGCUCAACACGUCCGGCCUGGCAACCAUCCAGCAGGCUGACGUCUUCAUCAACGCCACAGACAACUGUGACGGCGUCACCGUCGCCCUCAACUUCACCGAGCUCACCUGCGCCGACGUGGGCGCCAGCACCCUGCUCGUCACCGCCACAGACACGGCCGGCAACACAGACACAGACACCGUCGCCGUCACCGUGGCCGAUGACGAGGUGCCUACCCUGGACGCCGUGGCCGCCACCACCCUCCAGCUUGACGACGCGGGCGCGGUGAGCAUCACCGCCUCCGACGUCAUCAACUCCGACUCGGACAACUGCGCCGUCACAACGCGCACGCUCGCGCAGUCGGCGUUCGCUUGCAGCGACGUUGGCACUGCCGACGUCCUCCUCACCAUCAGCGACGCCCAGGGCAACGCCGCGACAGCGAACGUCUCCGUUACCGUGGAGGACUCGGUCAACCCUGACCUCACCACCGUCGGCUACCACCUGCUCACCCUCCACGCCACAGACGGCAACGCCACCCUGGCUGCAGGCGACAUCACCACCGGCACCAGCGAUAACUGCGCCGUGCUUAACCAGACGCUCUCCCAGUCGCUGUUUGAGUGCGCCGACCUCGGCAACAACACCAUCACCACUACCACUUACGACGUCAACGGCAACUCCAACUCCUCCACAACCACCGUCGAGGUUGUUGACACGGCCGCCCCCGUGCUUGCCGUCAACGCAACGCUCGUCGUGGACCUUGAUGCUGCCGGGGCCGCCACGAUCGCUGCCGGUGACCUCGUCACGUCUGCCGUCGAUAACUGCGGCGUGGCCUCACAGGUACUCAACCGCACCUCCUUCUCCUGCAACGACGUCGGCGCCGCCAUCACCGUGCUCGUCACCGCCACAGACGCGAGCGGCAACGCCGCCACGGCCACGUCCCUCAUCACCGUGCGCGACGUCUCCGCGCCCGUGUUCACCCUCAAGUCGGCCCACCAGGUGUACCUCAACGCGUCCGGUCAGGCCCCACUGACCGCUGCCGACGUCAUUGUCACGCAGAGCGACAACUGCGCCGUCUACUCCACCACCGUGUCCAAGUCCCUCUUCACCUGCGCCGACGCCGGCACAACGCAGAACAUCGACGUCACCGUGACGGACGUCAACGGCCAGUCAGACACUCAGACCGUUCCCGUGGAGAUUAUCGACAACAUGGACCCGACCGCUGUCACCAUCUCGGGCACCACCACCCUCCAGCUUGGUGCCGGUGGCUUUGUCAGCAUCACGCCAGCCACUGUCGACAACGGCUCAUACGACAACUGCGCCAUCGGCUCGCUCUCCGCCGCCCCCGGCGUGUUCACCUGUGACGAUCUCGGCAACCAGACCGUCACGCUCGUUGUCUUUGAUGACUUCUUCAACGUGGACGCGGCAGAUGCCAGCGUCACCAUCGUUGACACGCGCAACCCCACGCUCACCCUCGAUUCCUCCUUCUCCAUCUCCCUCAACGCGUCCGGCCUCGCCGACUUCAACACCACAGAGGUCGUGCGCAGCGUGGGCGACAACUGCAUCACCACCACCCUCUCCUCCUCCAGCCAGACGUUCACCUGCUCCGACGUCGGCACGCAGUCCGUCUCCGUGACUGCAACAGACGGAUCAGGCAACCAGGUCACCCGCACCACGUCCAUCACGGUGUCCGAUGACACCGACCCUACACUGCAGUCUGUGGACGCGUACACGCUCACUCUCAACUCGAGCGGCGUUGCCGCGCUGGAUGCCGCAGACAUCACGUACGUUGGCUCCGACAACUGCGCCAUCACCCAAGUUGCCGUGAACCAGACCGCCUUCACGUGCGACAACACGGGCAACCAGACGCUGAGUUUCACCGUCACAGAUGCACAGGGCCAGUCGGCAAGCAUGGGUUUCCGUGUGGAAGUGCAGGACACCACGGCGCCCAUUCUUGUCCCCGCCGCACCGCUGACGCUCAGCCUCUCCGCAGAUCAAGGCAUCGCCAACAUCACCAUUGCCAACGUCACGGACAGCUACAGCGACAACUGCGCCGUUGCCGCCACCUCCCUGUCCCAGGACGGGUUCACCUGCGCCCACGUCGGCUCACAUACCAUCAGCAUCGUGGUCACAGACAGCAGCGGCUUGCAAACCACAGCCACCACGCAGGUCUCGGUGCAGGAUGCGGCAGCACCCACCUUUGACAUCAACAACACAACUGUCGUCUUGGAUGCCAACGGCGACGGCAGCAUCACAUCGGGUGACGUGUCCUCAUCUGUGACAGACAACUGUGGCGUUGCCAGCACCAUAGUCUCCACCACGGCGUUUACGUGCUCCAACCUCGGUGCGAACACGAUCACCGUGACGGUGACGGACGUCAACGGCAACACUAACGCAAAGACGGCCACUGUCAACGUGCAGGAUACACAGAUACCCGUGGUCAACGCUCAAGUGUUCCGAAUCGGUCUCGAUCUCAACGCCACCGGUUACAUCGAGCUUGACACGGGAAGCGCCAUCGUCUCCGUUGUUGAGAACUGUGGUUACACAACCCAGCUGCAGAAGAGCCUGUUCACCUGCGACGACGUUGGCGACUCAACAACGCUCGUGCUAAUUGAGGAUGAGGCAGGCAACACGGGCAACGACACCGUCCUUGUGCGCGUUGAUGACAUGCUCAAUCCCGUUGUCACCAUGCAGGCUGACUUUACCGUUUCACUCAACAGCUCCGGCCUGUAUGAGUUCGACACAAGUGACAUUGUCGCGAGCUACACAGAUAACUGCGCCAUCAACGCCCUGGUUUUCAGCAAAAACCAAGUGGCAUGCAGUGAUGUUGGCACAGUGGUCGUGACAGCAACGGCCACGGAUACAAGCGGAAACACCGACGCUGGUACUGUAACGGUGACUGUUGAGGACAACGAGUCUCCUGUUGUGACGGCUGUUGCGAGCCUUGAGGUGUUCCUGAACAGCAGUGGCGAGUAUGAGGUGUCUGUUGGCUCGACGUAUGACUCUGUGAGCGAUAACUGCGGUGCUGAUGUGACGCUGUCGCAGUCGCUGUUUACGUGCGCUGAUCUGAGCGGCGUGACGAUCACGCUGACGGCGACGGAUCCGAGCUCGAACACUGGCACGGACACGCUUGCAGUGACUGUGACUGACAACGAGUCUCCGACGCUGACUGUUGCUGGCGCGUUCAGUGUUUCGCUGAACAGCACUGGGCAGUAUGGUCUGACGACUGGGGAGAUUGUGACGUCGAGCGCUGACAACUGCGCUGUUGCGAGCGUUGAGGCUGACUGGGAUGUGUUUACGUGUGCCGACACUGGUGCGCAGACUGUGACUGGCACUGUGACGGACACGAGCGGCAACACUGACUCGUCGACUGUGACGGUGACUGUUGAGGACAACGAGUCUCCUGUUGUGACGGCUGUUGCGAGCCUUGAGGUGUUCCUGAACAGCAGUGGCGAGUAUGAGGUGUCUGUUGGCUCGACGUAUGACUCUGUGAGCGACAACUGCGGUGCUGAUGUGACGCUGUCGCAGUCGCUGUUUACGUGCGCUGAUCUGAGCGGCGUGACGAUCACGCUGACGGCGACGGACCCGAGCUCGAACACUGGCACGGACACGCUUGCAGUGACUGUGACUGACAACGAGUCUCCGACGCUGACUGUUGCUGGCGCGUUCAGUGUUUCGCUGAACAGCACUGGGCAGUAUGGUCUGACGACUGGGGAGAUUGUGACGUCGAGCGCUGACAACUGCGCUGUUGCGAGCGUUGAGGCUGACUGGGAUGUGUUUACGUGUGCCGACACUGGUGCGCAGACUGUGACUGGCACUGUGACGGACACGAGCGGCAACACUGACUCGUCGACUGUGACGGUGACUGUUGAGGACAACGAGUCUCCUGUUGUGACGGCUGUUGCGAGCCUUGAGGUGUUCCUGAACAGCAGUGGCGAGUAUGAGGUGUCUGUUGGCUCGACGUAUGACUCUGUGAGCGACAACUGCGGUGCUGAUGUGACGCUGUCGCAGUCGCUGUUUACGUGCGCUGAUCUGAGCGGCGUGACGAUCACGCUGACGGCGACGGAUCCGAGCUCGAACACUGGCACGGACACGCUUGCAGUGACUGUGACUGACAACGAGUCGCCCACUGUGAGCAGCGUUGCGAACUAUACUGUUGUGCUUGACGGCAAUGGCAACGGCGUCAUCACGAGCGGCAGCCUGUCUGCUUCGAGCGCUGACAACUGCGCAGUUGCGAGCGUCGACCUUGAUGUUGACACGUUCACGUGCGGGAACAUCAGCAGUGUGAUUCCUGUGACCGUGACAGCGACGGACACGUCUGGGAACACGGCGACAUCGCGGACCGAGAAGCCCAACUUUGUGAACACGCCGUUCACGGUUGAGCUUGGUGUUGAUGGCACGGCGAAUGCGCUUCCGUUCCACAAUGACACGUGUGGCGUUGCCGACAUUAUCACGAGCCUUGAGGUUGCUGAUUGUGCUGACGUUGCGACGUCACCGCACACCGUGAGUGUGUUUGUGACUGAUGUGAACGGGCAGUUCCGCAAUGGCGAUGUUGAGGUGACUGUUGUUGACACGCUGAGCCCGAAUGUGACGACACAGUCUGCUGUUGUGACGCUUGAUGCGUCUGGGACUGGCAGCCUGAGCGCGAGCGAGGUGAUUGCGAGCAGCGAGGACAACUGUGCUGUUAGCGACUCGAGCGUUGACCGGACGAGCUUUGGGUGCGCUGAUCUGAAUGCGACUCAGACUGUGCUUGUGACGGUUGAGGAUGCGAGCGGGAACACUGCGAGCGGGCAGGCGAGCGUGACUGUUGUUGAUGUGACGUCGCCUGUGCUGAGUGUUGCACCGAGCGUGAAUGUUGUGCUGAACGGCAGCGGCGUUGGCGUGCUCACAGUUGGGGACGUUGAGGUGAGCUCGAGCGAUGCUUGUGGUGUUGACACGCGCAGCCUGUCACAGACGGUGUUUGGUUGUGCUGCAGCGCUGACGUCCAACGAGGUGACGCUGGUUGUGGCUGAUGGGAGCGGGAACAGCGCGAACGGGACGAGCACGGUUGUUGUGCAGGACAACGAGUCUCCUGUUGUGACGGCUGUUGCGAGCCUUGAGGUGUUCCUGAACAGCAGUGGCGAGUAUGAGGUGUCUGUUGGCUCGACGUACGACUCUGUGAGCGACAACUGCGGUGCUGAUGUGACGCUGUCGCAGUCGCUGUUUACGUGCGCUGAUCUGAGCGGCGUGACGAUCACGCUGACGGCGACGGAUCCGAGCUCGAACACCGGCACGGACACGCUUGCAGUGACUGUGACUGACAACGAGUCUCCGACGCUGACUGUUGCUGGCGCGUUCAGUGUUUCGCUGAACAGCACUGGGCAGUAUGGUCUGACGACUGGGGAGAUUGUGACGUCGAGCGCUGACAACUGCGCUGUUGCGAGCGUUGAGGCUGACUGGGAUGUGUUUACGUGUGCCGACACUGGUGCGCAGACUGUGACUGGCACUGUGACGGACACGAGCGGCAACACUGACUCGUCGACUGUGACGGUGACUGUUGAGGACAACGAGUCUCCUGUUGUGACGGCUGUUGCGAGCCUUGAGGUGUUCCUGAACAGCAGUGGCGAGUAUGAGGUGUCUGUUGGCUCGACGUAUGACUCUGUGAGCGACAACUGCGGUGCUGAUGUGACGCUGUCGCAGUCGCUGUUUACGUGCGCUGAUCUGAGCGGCGUGACGAUCACGCUGACGGCGACGGAUCCGAGCUCGAACACUGGCACGGACACGCUUGCAGUGACUGUGACUGACAACGCGUCGCCCACUGUGAGCAGCGUUGCGAACUAUACUGUUGUGCUUGACGGCAAUGGCAACGGCGUCAUCACGAGCGGCAGCCUGUCUGCUUCGAGCGCUGACAACUGCGCAGUUGCGAGCGUCGACCUUGAUGUUGACACGUUCACGUGCGGGAACAUCAGCAGUGUGAUUCCUGUGACCGUGACAGCGACGGACACGUCUGGGAACACGGCGACAUCGCGGACGUAUGUGACGGUUGUGGAUCAGGAUGCACCUGUGAUGACGACAGUGAGCAGCAUUACGGUUGAGGUUGGCAUUACUGGGCAGGCUGUGCUGAUGGCGAACGAUGUUGUUGUGUCAUCGAGCGACAACUGCGAAACAGUGACGUUCAGUCUGAACCAGACGCUGUUUGACUGUGAUGAUGUGAGCACGAGCCCGCAUGUGGUUCUUGUGACGGCGACGGACAGCAACGGGCUGACUGCGACGUCGGAGGUGUCUGUGACGGUUGUUGACAGCGAGAAGCCCAACUUUGUGAACACGCCGUUCACGGUUGAGCUUGGUGUUGAUGGCACGGCGAAUGCGCUUCCGUUCCACAAUGACACGUGUGGCGUUGCCGACAUUAUCACGAGCCUUGAGGUUGCUGAUUGUGCUGACGUUGCGACGUCACCGCACACCGUGAGUGUGUUUGUGACUGAUGUGAACGGGCAGUUCCGCAAUGGCGAUGUUGAGGUGACUGUUGUUGACACGCUGAGCCCGAAUGUGACGACACAGUCUGCUGUUGUGACGCUUGAUGCGUCUGGGACUGGCAGCCUGAGCGCGAGCGAGGUGAUUGCGAGCAGCGAGGACAACUGUGCUGUUAGCGACUCGAGCGUUGACCGGACGAGCUUUGGGUGCGCUGAUCUGAAUGCGACUCAGACUGUGCUUGUGACGGUUGAGGAUGCGAGCGGGAACACUGCGAGCGGGCAGGCGAGCGUGACUGUUAUUGAUGUGACGUCGCCUGUGCUGAGUGUUGCACCGAGCGUGAAUGUUGUGCUGAACGGCAGCGGCGUUGGCGUGCUCACAGUUGGGGACGUUGAGGUGAGCUCGAGCGAUGCUUGUGGUGUUGACACGCGCAGCCUGUCACAGACGGUGUUUGGUUGUGCUGCAGCGCUGACGUCCAACGAGGUGACGCUGGUUGUGGCUGAUGGGAGCGGGAACAGCGCGAACGGGACGAGCACGGUUGUUGUGCAGGACAACGAGUCUCCUGUUGUGACGGCUGUUGCGAGCCUUGAGGUGUUCCUGAACAGCAGUGGCGAGUAUGAGGUGUCUGUUGGCUCGACGUAUGACUCUGUGAGCGACAACUGCGGUGCUGAUGUGACGCUGUCGCAGUCGCUGUUUACGUGCGCUGAUCUGAGCGGCGUGACGAUCACGCUGACGGCGACGGAUCCGAGCUCGAACACUGGCACGGACACGCUUGCAGUGACUGUGACUGACAACGAGUCUCCGACGCUGACUGUUGCUGGCGCGUUCAGUGUUUCGCUGAACAGCACUGGGCAGUAUGGUCUGACGACUGGGGAGAUUGUGACGUCGAGCGCUGACAACUGCGCUGUUGCGAGCGUUGAGGCUGACUGGGAUGUGUUUACGUGUGCCGACACUGGUGCGCAGACUGUGACUGGCACUGUGACGGACACGAGCGGCAACACUGACUCGUCGACUGUGACGGUGACUGUUGAGGACAACGAGUCUCCUGUUGUGACGGCUGUUGCGAGCCUUGAGGUGUUCCUGAACAGCAGUGGCGAGUAUGAGGUGUCUGUUGGCUCGACGUAUGACUCUGUGAGCGACAACUGCGGUGCUGAUGUGACGCUGUCGCAGUCGCUGUUUACGUGCGCUGAUCUGAGCGGUGUGACGAUCACGCUGACGGCGACGGAUCCGAGCUCGAACACCGGCACGGACACGCUUGCAGUGACUGUGACUGACAGCGAGUCUCCUGUCAUCACGGAUUUCGGCUCUGGUACAGUGAUGCUCAACUCUACCGGUGCAUCCGACGUUUCAUUUUUCGCAAACGCGUCCGACAACUGCGCUGUUGCGGCAUCGUAUGCUGUUCCUGCGUUUGUGACAUGCGCGGAUCUUGGCUCGGUGAACGUCACGUUGUUCGCGUCCGAUUCAUCGUCCAACGUUGCAUCUGUUGAGUCGUCCGUCCUUGUCCUCGACACGGAGGCGCCUGUGCUCUCCCUUCUGGCUUCAACGACUGUCACGUUGUCUGCGGCAGGCGAUGUUGUUCUUAACCACACUGACGUUGUGUCAUCCCUGACUGACAACUGCGCAGCUUCGCUGGCCGACGUUGAAUCGAGCUGGACUUGCUCCAACGUGAACCAAACAAACAACCUCACCAUUGGCGCCGUCGAUGCCAGCGGCAACUUUGACUAUGCUUCCAUGGACGUGACUGUUCUGGAUGCUACUGCACCUGUUGUUUCGACACAGAACGUGACGUUGGAGCUUGACUCCUCCGGUAUGACGUCUGUGACUGAAGCGGACGUCGUGGUGUCGACUGCGGAUGCCUGCGGUGUGAGCAGCGUGUCCUUGUCGGUUACAUCGCUGACGUGCUCUCAGGCAAGCAUUCCUCAGACCAUCACUGUGUCUGCCACGGACGGUAGUGGCAACGUCGGCACUGCCACUGCUGUUGUUACGGCGGUGGACACAAUCUCGCCGGAGUUUUCUGUUGUGUCGUCCCGCGUGGUGCAGCUUGGCAGUGCGGGCUUUGGAACCCUGAGCCCAUCUCAGGUAAUCACGAGCAUGAGCGACAACUGUCAAGUGUCGCACGCCAACCUGUCCCAGACAGUGUUCACGUGCGUUGACGUUCAGGACGAUGCCCACGACAUUGUUGUGAGCGUGACAGACAUUCACAACAACACGGCCACAAAGGUUGUGCAGGUGUAUGUUCGCGAUCCCGUCGACCCGGAGCUGCUUGCACCCGAUGUUGUGCUUGAUCUGGACGCGUCUGGCCGCGCGACACUGGACGCCAACACCAGCGAUGCGUGCGGUGUUGUGCAGGAAAUUGUCAGCAAGUCUGUGUUCAAGUGCGCCGAUCUCGGCCAUGAGGACGUGAACCUGUUUGUGAAGGACAGCAACGGCAACUCGUACAGCGGCCUGAUUGGCGUUGACGUGCGUGACACCAUCGCGCCGACGUUCAGUGUUGAGCCGCGCUACAACGUGUCACUGGAUGCGUCUGGCAGCGGCAGCAUUGACACGGCCACAGUCAUUCUCGGCGCCGACGACAACUGUGAGGUGGUGGAGCAAACGCUGAACCAGACAGACUUCACGUGUGCCGACCGCGGUGUAAACCUGCUGCUUGCCACUAUCAUGGAUGUGGCGAAUCUGACAACAUCGCAUGUGACGGAGGUCCUCGUUGAGGAUCUCCUUUCCCCCGUGCUCUCUGUACGGCCGUCCCUGACGGUUGAGCUGAAUGCGACUGGCGAAGCUGCUGUCACGGUAGCGGACCUUGACUUGGGUACUGACGACAACUGCGGCAUUUCCUCCCUGGCCAUCUCCACGGACAUGUACGCCUGUGCCGAUCUUGGUCCGCAGACGCUGACGUUCUCCGCGACGGACACCACUGGCCUUGUGUCGACGGCCACCGUGAACAUCACUGUUGAGGACAACAUUCUGCCCGACGUGACUGUGCAGGACGUGACGCUUGUGCUGAACAGCACCGGCCAGGCCAGCGUUGCGCCCGCCGACGCGAUUGCGAGCUCUUCGGACAACUGCGGUGUUGUGUCGACAUGGAUUGAGCCGAGCAGCGUUGACUGCAGCCACCUGGGCACCGUGCCCGCAACCGUGUACCUUCGCGAUGCAGCCGGCAACGUGCAGAGCGCGUCACUGACGCUGACUGUUGAGGACAACGAGGCUCCUGUUGUGAGCGUCGUUGGCUCUCACAGUGUCACGCUUGACAGCAACGGCGCUGCAUCUGUGUCUGUUGGCACGCUCAUCACCUCCUCCACGGACAACUGCGCCGUGGAUGUGGAGAACGUGACGCAGUCUGCAUUCUCGUGCUCUGACGUGGGCCCCGUCCCCGUGACGGUCUCCGUGUACGAUGUUGCUGGCAACAGCGACUCUGCGGCGGUGACGAUCACGGUCAGUGACACCCUUGCGCCGACGUUGGUGACGCAGGAUGUGACAGUGUCUCUCAACGCGACUGGGCAGCGCACGUUCUUGCCUUCCGAAGCGAUUUCGUCACUGGACGACAACUGCGGCAUUGCCAGCACCACUGCCAACAACACGCUCUUCUCUUGCAGUGACACUGGCGUCAAGUUUGUGGAGAUUGCCUCAACGGACGUGAACGGCCUGACCACAACGGAGACGGUUCAAGUGACUGUGGAGGACGACACGCCACCCACGGUCACAGCCGUAGCGGCGUACAACCUGACGCUCGGCGCGAACGGCCUUGCCACACUGUCGGUUGGGGACGUGCUGCUGACGGAGAGCGACAACUGCGGCAUCAGCCGUCGUUUGCUGGACAUGGAAGUGUUUGGCUGCAGUGACGUGAACCAGACCCACACGGUGACGCUGACCGUGUUUGACACGUCCGAGCAGCCUGCAUCCACGACCAUUGAGGUGCGCGUGCUUGACAGCGGGCUACCGGACAUCAACACGGCGCCGACGACUAAGGUGCUCAACAGCGGCGGGCACGUGUCCCUGCAGCCGAGCGACGUGAACAGCGGGUCCACGGACGUGUGUGGCGUGCUCGGCUCCUCCGUGUCGCCGUCUGCGUUCUCGUGCGCCGACGUUGGUGUCAACGUGGUGACCUUGACCGUGACUGACGUGUAUGGCAACGCCAACUCCGCACAAGAGAACGUGACCAUCGUGGACCAGACCGAGCCAACGGUGGGCGUGCUUCAAGGCGUGACUCGCACGCUGAGCGCAGCCGGCACAGGCACGCUUGCUGCCAGCAACCUGGACGACAGCACGAGCGACGCUUGCGGCAUUGCGUCUCUGAGCGUGAACCAGACUGCGCUGACCUGCGCGGACGUGGGCACUAUUUCCGUGCUCUUCACCGCUGUCGAUGUGAACGGCAACAACGCGUCGACGGUGGUGGAUGUUGCUGUGGUGGACAGCACGGCGCCGUCGCUGAGCCUGACGGACGUGGUGGUGCAGCUCAACUCGAGCGGCCUCGCAUCCAUCAACCGCACGCUCGUCGACACGGGCACCACGGACGCUUGCGGCAUUGCCUCGUUUGUGCUGUCUGACACUGAGUUUUCGUGCGCGACUGUUGGAGACAACAGCGUGACGGUGACGGUGACGGACGUGAACGGCAACGUGGCCACGGACACCAUCAAUGUGCACGUGGUUGACACGCUGCUGCCCAACGUGGUGACGCAGCCGGCCACGCUUGUGCUGAACGGCACGACUGGAACGGCCGAGCUGAGUGCCGACCAGGUGGACGGCGGCUCCAACGACGCAUGCGGCGUUGUGCUGACGACGGUGAACCAGACGCUGUUCACGUGCGAGCAUGCUGGUGUGAACACGGUCAACCUGACGGUGCACGAUGCGUACGGCAACACUGCAUCGGACACCGCGCUGGUGACGGUGAACGAUGAGACAGCGCCGGUUGUGCGCGCGUCCAUCUCCCAGGUGACGCUGAAUGCCAGCGGCAUGGCGGCGCUGCUGCCGACAGAUGUCGAUGCGGGCUCGUCGGACGUGUGCGGCGUGGCGCAGCUGAGCCUGGACGUGACGCAGCUCACGUGCGCCGACGUCGGCGUGCAGAACAACACGCUGUACGCGGCUGACGCUGCCGGCAACGUUGGCUCGCUGCAAGUGAACUACACCGUGGUGGAUGUCACGGCACCGACAGUGCCGCUUCGCGCGGAGUAUGUCGUGGAGCUGAACGGCACCACGGGCACGCACGUGUUUGAUGCCGCCGCCCUGAGCGAGAACGCUACAGACGCGUGUGGCGUUUCAGAUGCGUUUGUUCUUCCGGCGCAGGUGACGUGCUCGAUGGUUGGCCAGAACAACACGGCCACCGUGUAUGUGGACGAUGUGAACGGCAACCGCGGCUCCAGCAACACGAGCAUUGUUGUUCUUGACCGCGUGGCACCCGUGCUUGCGCUGAAGACCAAUUACUCGUUUGUGCUCAACGAGACUGGCGUUGCCGUUGUGGACCCAACGGCCCUGGACGGCAGCACGUUUGACGCGUGCGGCUUUGAGUUGAGCAGCAACGUGUCGACGGUGACAUGCGCGCAGCUGACGGAGAGCGUGCCUGUUGUUGUGAGGGCGACUGACCCGUCUGGCAACAGUGUCAACGGCACCAUUUAUGUUGGCGCGCUUGAUCAGACGCGGCCGACGCUGAGCGUAAGCCCGCUGAGCAUCACGCUGGAUGCUGACCAGAGCUACACGCUGAGUGUGGACGAGGUGACGGCGACCUUUGCCGACGCUUGCGGUGUUGUGUCGCAGCAGCUGAACCAGACGGAGUUUACGUGCGCGGAUGUUGGUGUGCAGCCUGUGCUGUACACGGUGUUUGAUGCCUCUGGCAACAAGCGCACAGCCGUUGUGGACGUGACUGUGCUCGACAGCACCAGCAACCCGUGCCCGUUUGCCGUGGACUGUGUGAUGAGCAAGUGGAUGGAUGCCACGCCGUGCUCGGUGUCAUGCGGUGGACACGGCACCUACCUGCAGAACCGCUCUGUUCUCGUCCAACCGGAGAAUGGUGGCAUGGAGUGCCCGGCCCAGCGCAACCGCACUCUGCCCUGCAUCCGGCCCGCUUGUCCUCGCCAGAAGAGCUUCCGCGUGGUUGGCACGUACCGCUUUGUUGAGCAGACGCUGGACGACUGGACGCCCGGGAUGACGCAGCGGCUGAUCGACGCCGUGUGCAACGCGACAAAUUCAUUUGUGGACUGCGGGCAGGUGAACGUGACGUCCCUGCGCGCAGGCAGCGUGAUUGCAGAGGUGUCUGUGGACGCCAUUGCGGAAGAAAUUGACGCGGACGAGGUUCGCCGUGUCAUAAGCGAUUUCGAUGUGGACCUCCCUGCCUCCUUUGGCUCGUACUCUGUCACGGUGGAGCAGGAAACCGAAAACGUCAGCUCGGGCUCCAGUGCGCUGGACAGCACGUGGGGCACGGCGGGCGUUUCGCUGUUUGCGGUUGCGCUGGUGGUGCUGAUUGUCGUGUCGGUGAUUGUGUAUCGCCGGCGUGCGCGCAAUGCGGCCUCCAAGAGCCGCGUCACAGUGACGCACGGCAAUGCGCAGGCGGCGUGGGAUGCGCUCAAGCGCGACCUGACCAAGCCCAAGACGCGCGUGCGGGACCAGGCGUCGCUGGUGCAGUUUGCCGACCGCCGCGCAAGCCAGACCAUCAGCCCACGGCAGCCCAUGACGCAGCGCACGCAGCGCACCAAGCCGUCCUUCCCGCGCGUGAAGCGCAACGCUGUGGCGGACAUGCCGGACAGCUCGCCGCAGCCGCAGACGCAGACGCACUCGCUCAAGCGCUCCACCUCUGACUCGCGCGGCCCAGGCAGCCCGCUGCCUGGCGAAGGGCCACGCACGGCGGCCAACCUACAGAUGCCGACGCUGCCUACGAGCCCUGCCGGGCGCAUGGACCUUCCCGGCCAGACGACCGGGGGCAUGGCGUUCCCCGGCAGCCCCGUGAUGCAGGCGCCCACCAGCUCAAAGACGCAGGUGCCGACGUUCCAGAAGCCAAACUUUGGCAGCGAGAAGCGCAGCAAGGGCAGCCCGCUGAUGCAGCGCAAGGCACGUGGCGAUCCGUUUGGAACCCUUGAGCGCGGGGCCAACAUGCAAGGAGGCGGGCGCACGUCGCCUGUGCUGUCGCCGCCACCGGGUGUGCAGGGCACCAUGCGCCAGGGACCACCGCCCUCGCUUGGCUUCCCCGUUCCGCCAAAGCCGCCGACGUUUGCGGAUCCGUUUAGCGAGCAGCGCCGCACCAACAUGCCGCCCAUGAUGCCGGGCAUGCCGCCACCGUCACUCGGUGCUGCUGGCCCGCGCACCAACAUGCCCAGCUUCCCUGCCCGCCCCGGACCAAAGGCUGGUGGUGGCGGCGGUGGUGGCGCGACCAUGACCAUGCCUGGACGGCCAACCCCGCGGCAGCCGCAGCGCAAGGAUGGUGGUGGCGACAACGACGGCGGCGAUAACAAUCACGGCGAGGAGUCCACAGCUUGAGCUGUUGCAACUGUGACUUGACGCAACUUGUGUUUGUGUUGUGUUUGUGUUGUUGUUGUUUUUGAGUUUCAUGUGUUAGCGCUGAGAUGCGUAUGGCGCGAGCGUGAGGGAGGGCGAGUGGGUGAAGGGGGCAAGGGGAGGCGGAGCGAAUGUUUGUUGGUGUUGUGAUUGUGCCAAGAUGGUCGUGGUGGUGUUUGCAUGUGUGUGUAGUGUGUGUGCGUGUGUGUGCGUUUGUGAAGAGGAGUGGCGGGCAAGCGAGGCGAGCGAGCAAGCAGCACGGUGAUGCCAACGGUGUUGCCGGGCUGUUUGUUCUGCUUGCAGUUGCAGCGCCACCACAAACAUGAUGGCUGGCCCAUGGAUGGGUGGAUUUGUUUGUCAUGUCUUGUUUUUGGGGUGUGGGGCAAAGGCGAAUGUUUGUUACACGCGUGUUCGUGUUCCUGCGUAUCCUAGCUGUUGUAUCCUUGGCGUGAAUUUGUGGAGUGGACAAGCAGACAACAAAGUUGUCACGUCUCUUCAUACUCUUGUGUUCUUUCGUGUUCUUCACUAGUCCUUUUUUGUGUGGGCACGUGCGCCCUGUGACGCGUCCACUUGUGUGUGCAUGCGUGCAUUGAUUGGUUCAUCUUGCUGUGUUUCGUGGUUUUCUGUCUUCACCGCAAGUGUUUUUUCCUUCUUUUCUGACGUGAGCCACUCGUUGAGUGGCGGUCCAUAAACGCUUGUUCCAACAUUUUUUUCACGGACUGUAAUGGGAGUCGAACAGGUGUGUGUGCGACAAGUGCUUUGGAACUGGAG
Salpingoeca rosetta is the source of this 16152-nucleotide messenger RNA. RefSeq lists its product as uncharacterized. Bases 1 to 15363 code for a protein of 5120 amino acids. The transcript is spliced from 3 exons. Lineage: Eukaryota; Choanoflagellata; Craspedida; Salpingoecidae. Gene Ontology annotation, cellular component: membrane. The record is from RefSeq and is a predicted model, not a curated record. Gene Ontology annotation, molecular function: calcium ion binding. Gene Ontology annotation, biological process: homophilic cell-cell adhesion.